Molecule: messenger RNA, 2466 nt
Organism: Parnassius mnemosyne (clouded apollo)
Lineage: Eukaryota; Metazoa; Arthropoda; Insecta; Lepidoptera; Papilionidae
Source: the annotation of a GenBank genome assembly
AUGGCAUUGCAAAAUAUUCAAUCACUAGAUAGUAAAAUUCCAGAUGAUAAUUUAAGUAAAAUAAAUAUAAAACAAGAAAUUCCUCAUUUGGAAGUAAAUGAGGAUUUACAAGUUAAAACUGAAAUAGAUCCUCAUGAGUAUAAUGUAUCAAUUGAAAAUCCUUUUGAAAAUAUUCAGCUUGAAGUCAAACAUGAAUAUGUAUCAUCUCUCAAUGUUGAUAAACAAGCUCAAAAUAAAAUUGUCAAUGAAAAUAUAUCAUCAAUUGUUGAGAAAGAUAGGGAAGGAACUGAAAAUUAUAUAUCUCUUGUAACAAUAUUUGAAAAAUCCAAUCACAAAUCUCUGAAGGAAACAAUUACUAACAUGUAUGAUGGCAAUAUAGACAUUAAACAAGAAGAGCAUGUAGAAGGAAAUUCAUUUUAUAAUUCUAACUUUGGUGACAUACAAACUAUGGAUAGUAAUGAACCUAAAGCUUUAAAUAAUGUUGAGGCAUGUCUACAAGAAGACAUAAAAAUAAAGUGUGAAAGUGAGUUAUUUGAGGAUCAAAAUAAUGAUCUGGAGAAGUCAACCAUAAAAAAUGAAAUUGAAUUAACAGUUACUGAAACCCACUUGAUCUCUAACAAAGUUAUAAAUACUACCUCAACUGUCACUAAUCCGCAGGAUGGAUUGAUAAAAUCGCAAACGACUAAAACAUUAGUUAUGGAGAUAUUACCUAUGACACAUCCUGCAGGUGUAUCACUUUGCAAAAUUAGCAAUCCAGAGGAAAUAUUACCAACGUCGUACAUGAGUGAUGAAUGUAACCCAAUGGAUUGUGAUGAAUCGUUCCAACUUAAUUCGAUAACAGGGAAUGUGAUGUCCUUAGAGCAAGAGGCCUAUGGUCUUUUGGAAGCUAAAAGUAAGAUGGACAGAUUAGAUAGACCCUUCGUUUGCACAAAAUGUCCAAAAGCGUACAAAUCCGCAAGUAAUUUAAGAAGGCACAAGCAAGUUCAUGACACUAUCGAAAAACGAGCAAUGGGCAUAAUUAAGGGUCAAAAAACAAGAAUAGCUAAUAUGAAGAAAAAGUUGAAGGAAGAGAAAAAAUAUACUCCCAAGAUAAAAAAGGAGAAAAAGACAAAAAGAAAAACAAAAGUUGAAAACUCUCCCGUUCCAUCAAAGAACACCAUAGUGGAAAGUGUUAAGAAGGAAGGUUAUGAAUGUACUUGUGGGAAAGUUUUCCGACGCAGAAGUCGCAUGGAGACUUGUCUACGAUCACAUAACAUGUGUACAGACCUAAUUUCUUAUUUCCCAUGUGUUACUUGCUCCAAACAAUUUAAAGAUAAAGAGGAAUUGUCACUUCAUCGUAAAAGACUGCAUAGAAAACGUUUUCCUUGCAAAUUUUGUCCCACAGACUAUAACACUCGUAAAGAAUUGUUUAAGCAUUUACAAAUACAUCAAAAAGUUCAAGUGAUGGAGUAUAAAGUAUUAUCAGAAGUUGUGAAAGGAAAGCAAAAGUUGAAAUGUUUCAUGUGCGCGAAAACCUGUACAGAAUUAUCGGAAUUGAAGUCCCAUGUGAUGGACGACCAUAAGGAACCAUACAUCUGUCCACACUGCAAUGGCACUUUUUCGAAAAUCAUCGAUUUUGGCAACCAUACGAAAACCGAUCACCCAGAAGUUGAAGGACAAUCAGUUUUAGAUGUUUUAGAAGCAUUUUCAAAGUUGGUUAAGGCUUGGAAAUGUGAAGAAUGCGGAGUGCAAUUUCAUGAAGCUGACAAACUAGCUCUUCAUCAAAUAGAAAAACAUAGUCCAGAUGUAAAAGUCGAAUCACAAUUUCAAUGUAUAGAUUGUCGAAGGGUUUUCAUAAGUCAAAAAGGCUUAACGUCUCACAGACGCGUCCAUCACAGCACAGAAUGCGCGGUUGAUUCCGAAAUGGUAGAUAAAGGAGUCAUGUGCAUUGAAUGUAGAAAGAUUUGUAAAGACAGCAAUGCUCUGACCUCACACAUGCGUCUUCAUUCCCUAGAAAGAAAGUACCCGUGCAAGUUUUGCGAUUUUCGAUUCGCAACGCCUGAGAAGAGAAAAUCUCACGCGGAACUGCAUACAGGAGACAUGAAAUACGUGUGCUUCAUAUGUGAAUAUCAGUGUAGUUCAGAGAAUCGCUUAAAACAGCACAAGAUGUCGGUCAAACAUCUGAACAUGAAGACGUUUUUGGCGACUGGGAAGUCACUUAUUGAUGAAGAACAAUCAACGUCAAAAAGAACUGAAGCUGAAAGUGCUUUAGAGAAAGAAGAAUGGGUAGUUGUUAAGGAAAAUGAAGAAGUAGAAGAGGAAGACGAUAGUGAUGAGGAGACCUCGUCCAAUGCAGGUGAAGAAUCAACGUGCAAUGUAUGUGGUAAGAAAUUUAAAAGUGAAUCGAAAAUGCUAAGGCAUCAGAACACGCAUCCAUUCAUAGAAAUUCCGAGCGAUGAUAAGCCUACUAGAAUAUUCUUUAAGUAA